CCUUGCUCGCAAUCUCUCCUUGCUAAGGCCUGGUCCAACUUCUUGCCUAUUAAUUAUUAAUGAAGUGGACUAUCGGGUGCCCGGAAGUCAGCCAUAUACCACUACCCAUUCCAGGGUCAUGGUCGCAGUUCCAUACAGCAAAGGCUGUCGCACCUGCAUCCGGCGACGAGUCAAGUGCGAUGAGACACGACCAAAUUGCCGACGUUGCGAGCUGCGAGGUAUUCAAUGUCCCGGUUAUCGGAAACCUUUGACCUUCGUUGUUAGCACUCCCUCCGAUUCCAGAAGGCCAGUAGGCCCUAACCCUACAUAUCGUUCGGCGACCUCGUCCGCACAAUGCCAAAAGUCGAACACCUCUCAGUCGGUUACGGAGCGCGAUGUAUGGUCUCAUAAUAAUGUCGAUGAGUUGGUUGCGCCAAGUCUUAUACAAAAGACUUUGUCCGCGCAGGGGGUUGAAACCCUGGGAUUCUUCAUAGACGCUACGGUCCCAGGACUCUACUACUUAUAUAGUGCCCGUUUGUCAGUCAAUUGGAUGAACUUCGCGCGUCGCCAUGUCGAGUCGACGCUGGACCCCUUCGUCUGGAGUCUCCGGUGUCUGGGUACCCUUCACCUGGGCAUGAAACACCAGGACCAAGAUACAAUUGCCAGUAGUAGGUCUAUGUAUAGUCGUGGGAUCCAUGGCUUGCGUAGUUUGUUACGACGACCCCGAUUCGCCCGAUCGGACAUGACCCUCGCAAUCGCCGUCAUGCUUGGCAUCUACGAGAUGAUGGAUCCGAUCACACCACAGUCCUGGCUCACCCAUUCCAGUGGUAUUGCCACCCUAAUUCGCUUACGAGGACCAAAUGCUCACCGUAGUGGGUUUGGUCGUACUUUACUGAUUUCCUUCAAGUCAUUCAUAGUAGCCGACGCGCUCAUUCGAGGUGAAGCGUGUUUCUUAGCGGAGCCAGCAUGGCAAUCGGCGCUCGCCGACACUCUCGUCAAGGAAAGUGAGAAUAGAAAGGGCAGCCAGCUCGGUAAUCUAGUCGAGCUCAUCUUUAUCGAGAUAACUAAGUGUCCGGGUCUCUACGCUCGCGCCUGUGCAGUGAUCAAAAACAAUGAAACAGAUCACUCCAUGCGCGAGACACUCAGGCAGGAAACCAUGCGGUCUAGGAGAAGGCUCCAGCACCUGAGAAACCAACUGGAGUCGGUAUUUCCAGUCUCACUAGACAGUGAGGCGCUGAGAAACAAACGAGACCUUAUUGCACUAAUUCCAGUUCCUGUAGCCCAGAAAACCAGGCAGUUUGCUGGUCAUGGGGCUCAGUCGGCUCUCGCACUUCUAGACCAGAUUAUCGCACUUACUCAGUCCGAUCAUCGCCAGCUAUCCACAGAUCCAACAAUGCCUACAUUACCGGUGUGGGAUGUGCUGCCCGCCCCAGCGACUACGCCUCGUAUGACAAUGGGUAAGAAAGAGACUCUGGAGAAUCAACUUCCGGCAUGGCCGGAUCAACUGGCGCUGUCCAUGGGUAUGCUUGCUGUAAAGGACGAUUUGCAUGUAUGAAUGUUGCCAAGACACUCGAUCAUGAUGUCCCUUGAUGAAUGUCAAGGCUGUGUGACUUUGUCCUGGAAAUGUAAGCCGCGCUCGACUUGUAUUACAUCUGAUACCCUUUGUGGCUUCUCGAUAGCCAGUGUAGAGAGCUUGUGCUCAUUACGAUAUGAGCUACGAUUGCAAACGGAAACGAUAGUGAACAGAGAUGAGGCCCCUAACGUAAUCAACUUUUUCUGAUAUCGACACAGGAGGUUUGUCAAAUCCUCAACCCACUCCCGGUGGGUCCCGAGUGCU
Aspergillus caelatus is the source of this 1816-nucleotide messenger RNA. RefSeq names its product Zn(II)2Cys6 transcription factor domain-containing protein. The transcript is spliced from 2 exons. The record is from RefSeq and is a predicted model, not a curated record. Lineage: Eukaryota; Fungi; Ascomycota; Eurotiomycetes; Eurotiales; Aspergillaceae. The coding region runs from base 119 to 1534 and encodes 471 amino acids. Gene Ontology annotation, biological process: regulation of DNA-templated transcription. Gene Ontology annotation, molecular function: DNA-binding transcription factor activity, RNA polymerase II-specific; zinc ion binding.